UGUGCGAGAAGGCAAAUCAAAAUAAGAAAAGUGCCGCCCUGAUGGAAAUUAAUAUCGCGAAUUACCAGCGAAAACGCAGCGAAAGUUGAGCCAAAGUGCUGCGAUUAAUCAGAUAGCGGGUGAAAUACCGGCGCACAGAAGCGACAGAGACAGAGCGCACAUAGCACCUGGCACACCCAAGGAUAUCCGAUCCUCCUGCAUCCCGAAUCAUCCACAACCUGCACCAACCGCUAACCGCUAAAGCCAUGAUCCUCGAGAGAAACCGGAGGUGCCAGCUGGCCCUCCUCAUGAUCGCAAUGCUGGCAGCCAUCGCUGGACAAACGGAUGCCCAGAAGGCGGCCAAACUGACGGCAGUGAGCACCUGUGCAUCGAAGGAAAAGUGUCACACCUGCAUCCAGACAGAGGGUUGCGCCUGGUGCAUGCAGCCGGACUUUAAGGGCCAGUCGCGGUGCUACCAAAACACCAGCUCACUGUGUCCGGAGGAGUUCGCCUACAGUCCGAUAACGCUUGAGGAGAUUCUAGUGAACAACAAACUAACGAAUCAAUACAAAGCUGAAUUGGCGGCUGGUGGCAGUGGCAUUGGCGUUGGCAUUGGCGCUGGCAUUGGCGGUGGCUCCUCCAUGUCCUCCUCCUCCUCCUCCUCCAUGUCCUCCUCCUCCUCCUCCUCCUCCUCCUCCUCCUCCUCCUCGGGAUUCAGUUCCUCCAGCGGAUACGAAGAGUACUCUGCCGGCGAAAUUGUCCAAAUCCAACCGCAGUCCAUGCGCCUCGCAUUGCGCGUCAAUGAGAAACACAACAUCAAGAUUAGCUAUUCCCAAGCGGAGGGAUAUCCAGUGGAUCUCUACUACUUGAUGGACCUCUCCAAAUCCAUGGAGGACGACAAGGCCAAAUUGUCUACGCUGGGCGACAAGUUGUCCGAGACCAUGAAGCGCAUCACCAACAAUUUCCAUCUCGGUUUCGGUUCGUUUGUGGACAAGGUGCUCAUGCCCUAUGUCUCGACCAUUCCCAAAAAACUCCAGCAUCCAUGCGACAACUGCAAGGCUCCCUAUGGUUACCAAAAUCACAUGCCACUCAACAAUAACACCGAAAGCUUCUCUAACGAGGUGAAGAAUGCCACAGUGUCGGGCAACUUGGAUGCUCCCGAAGGAGGCUUCGAUGCCAUCAUGCAGGCCAUUGCCUGCCGAUCGCAGAUCGGUUGGCGGGAACAGGCUCGUCGGCUGUUGGUCUUCUCCACGGACGCAGGCUUCCAUUAUGCUGGCGAUGGCAAAUUGGGCGGCGUGAUUGCUCCAAACGACGGCGAGUGCCACUUGAGUCCCACGGGCUUGUACACGCACUCGGAGCUGCAGGAUUAUCCCAGUAUCUCGCAGAUCAACCAGAAGGUCAAGGACAAUGCCAUCAAUAUUAUCUUCGCCGUCACUGCCAGCCAGCUGUCUGUCUACGAAAAGUUGGUGGGGCACAUCCAGGGCUCCUCGGCGGCCAAGCUCGAUAACGAUUCAUCCAACGUGGUUGAAUUGGUCAAGGAAGAAUACCGCAAAAUCUCCUCUUCGGUGGAGAUGAAGGACAACGCCACUGGAGAUGUGAAGAUCACCUACUUCUCGUCUUGCCUGAGUAACGGACCCGAACUGCAGACCUCUAAGUGCGACAACCUGAAGGAGGGCCAGCAGGUGAGCUUCACAGCACAGAUUCAGUUGCUCAAGUGUCCCGAGGAUCCGCGCGACUGGACACAGACGAUCCACAUCUCGCCCGUCGGCAUCAACGAGGUCAUGCAAAUCCAGCUGACUAUGCUGUGCUCGUGCCCCUGCGAGAAGCCCGGUUCAAUUGGAUAUCAGGUGCAUGCGAACAGCUGCAGCAGCCACGGCACCUCCAUGUGCGGCAUCUGCAAUUGCGACGAUAGCUAUUUCGGCAACAAAUGCGAGUGCUCAGCAACGGAUCUAACAUCGAAAUUCGCGAACGACACUAGCUGCCGGGCGGAUAGCACCUCGACGACGGACUGCUCUGGUCGGGGCAAUUGCGUUUGCGGCGCCUGCGAAUGCCACAAGCGACCAAAUCCCAUUGAGAUCAUAUCCGGAAAGCACUGCGAGUGCGACAACUUCAGCUGCGAACGGAACAGGAACCAGUUGUGCUCGGGUCCGGAUCACGGCACCUGCGAGUGCGGCCGUUGCAAGUGCAAGCCGGGCUGGACGGGCGCCAAUUGCGGCUGCCAGGAGUCCAACGAUACAUGUAUGCCACCUGGAGGUGGCGAGGUCUGCUCCGGUCAUGGUUCCUGCGAAUGCGGUGUCUGCAAGUGUACGGUUAACGAUCAGGGACGUUUCUCGGGCCGACAUUGCGAGAAGUGCCCAACUUGCUCGGGCCGGUGCCAGGAGCUGAAGGACUGUGUCCAGUGCCAGAUGUACAAGACGGGCGAGCUGAAGAACGGCGAUGAUUGCGCCAGGAACUGCACUCUAUUUGUGCCCGUGGGCGUGGAAAAGGUGGAGAUCGAUGAGACCAAGGACGAGCAGAUGUGCACAUUCUUCGACGAGGACGACUGCAAGUUCAUGUUCAAGUACAGCGAGCAGGGUGAACUGCAUGUGUAUGCCCAGGAGAACAAGGAGUGCCCGCCCAAGGUUUUCAUGUUGGGCAUCGUCAUGGGCGUAAUCGUCGCCAUUGUCCUGGUGGGUCUGGCCAUUCUGCUGCUGUGGAAGCUGCUCACUACGAUCCACGAUCGGCGGGAGUUCGCUCGCUUCGAGAAGGAGCGCAUGAACGCCAAGUGGGAUACGGGUGAGAAUCCCAUCUACAAGCAGGCCACCUCCACCUUCAAGAACCCCAUGUAUGCGGGCAAAUAGAUUCGCUAACUAACUAAACACUAGGGAAUUAUAACUAGUGUCGUUCCACGGAACGACCACUGUCUGUGCUUGAACCGGAAAUCAGAAGGAACCCCAACCAGCCAAUCAGCCAAACUUAAUCAAACACCAGCAACAAAUCCGCACCACCUAAAAACCAAGCAACCAAUCUUCAGAACCGAUUCCGACACCGAAAUCCCGAACACAUCGACGUAGCUGCUUUGCCCGGGUGCAAAACCACUGAAGUCAACUGCCAUUGAAACGCGUUCUAAACUAAGUCAGCCCUAUAUAUACAUAUAUAUGCAUAUUUAUAUAUACAUUUACACAAGAACCCCGCCGUGGGGCAGCCUUUAUACAUUGCGUAUACUUAACGAGCAAACGAUUUGUGCCUUGCAACAUAUUUUAGACUAAAUCUAUACGUAUAUGUGUAUACAAACAAGUAAGCAGACAACGCACAGCAACAACGCGGAGCCAAGAAUCGGAAAAAUU
Molecule: messenger RNA, 3305 nt
Organism: Drosophila mauritiana
Lineage: Eukaryota; Metazoa; Arthropoda; Insecta; Diptera; Drosophilidae
Gene: mys
Product: integrin beta-PS
Exons: 7
Coding region: 246-2819 (857 amino acids)
Biological process (GO): cell migration; cell-matrix adhesion; cell adhesion mediated by integrin
Cellular component (GO): focal adhesion; cell surface; integrin complex
Molecular function (GO): integrin binding
Source: RefSeq, a predicted model, not a curated record